Messenger RNA from Vidua macroura (Pin-tailed whydah), 2132 nucleotides. RefSeq names its product HEN methyltransferase 1 (gene HENMT1). Bases 267 to 1565 code for a protein of 432 amino acids. The transcript has 8 exons. The record is from RefSeq and is a predicted model, not a curated record. Gene Ontology annotation, biological process: siRNA processing; RNA methylation; piRNA processing. Gene Ontology annotation, molecular function: O-methyltransferase activity; RNA methyltransferase activity. Lineage: Eukaryota; Metazoa; Chordata; Aves; Passeriformes; Viduidae. Gene Ontology annotation, cellular component: cytoplasm; nucleus.
AGCAAACGCUUUACAUGCUGUUAACAGAAGAAAUGAGACACUUAGAGCCACGCUUUCCUUUCUGCUCACUGAGAGACAGAUUUGCCCUAGCGUGGAAAAUACUUAAUGAAACCCUGCAAAAGACAUCGAUUUUGGAUGUUUGUGCUCUCUACCGCACUCCCCCUGACAGGGCUAGUUCACUGCAUAUGGCAACCAGCUCAGCAGCGCGUUUUCCCUCUGCGGCGGAGCAAACACGGCUUUAGACACAGCAGCACCGCAAGGCUUGCAUGAGAAGUGGCGAGAUUUUUGGGCUUUGGUGUAAAAAAAAGUGCCUUAGGGAACAUCCCCCGCACUGGGGGCGGUCAAUUGGAGCUCCCGGCGCUCCCCGGACGUGCCGCACCCCCCUAGGGGCGACCGCUUGUGCCAAGCGGGAGCUCGCUGUGGGAGAGAAGGGUUCCCAGAAUACUAUGGACAAGAACUUUCAAGAAGAGUUUACGCAAAUUGUUAAAUUUGAACCUCCUUUGUACAAACAACGCUACCAGUUUGUUAAAGAUUUAGUGGAGAAAUACAAACCUAAGAAGGUGGCAGAUUUAGGAUGUGCUGAUUGCAGCCUUCUCUGGAUGCUGAAAUUCUGCAGUUGCAUUGAAGUGUUAGCUGGGCUAGAUAUCUGUGCAAAUGUAAUGAAAGAGAAAAUGCAUACAUUGUCUCCUCUUCCUGUUGAUUAUUUGCAACCAUCUGAAAGAUCCCUAACUGUUACCUUGCAUCAUGGUUCAGUUGCCCACAAAGAUCCUUGCAUGCUUGGUUUUGACUUGGUGACGUGUAUUGAACUAAUAGAACACCUGGAAGAAUCAGAGCUGAAGAAGUUUCCUGAAGUGGUGUUUGGUUUCAUGGCUCCAAGCAUAGUUGUGAUCAGCACUCCAAAUUCUGAAUUUAACUCUUUGCUUCCAAGAGUGAUGUUAUACAGACAUCCAGACCACAAAUUCGAGUGGACCCAAGCACAGUUUCAAAGCUGGGCUCUAGAGACUGCUAGAUGCUAUGAUUACUCAGUGGAAUUUACUGGUGUCGGGCACCCACCAACAGGAAUGGAGAAGGUUGGGUUUUGUACCCAAAUAGGUGUGUUUGUUAGAAAAUAUCCUCAAACUGGUGAAUCUGUUCGGUCUGAGAAACCCAUGGAAGCAGUUUACAAAACAGUCUUCAAAGCAGUGUAUCCAAGUCUCAAAGAUGAGAAGUACUUGCAGAAUGCAGUGAUCAAUGAAGUUAUUUUCACAGCCCAAAUCAUUAAGCACCGUUUAAUGUCAAAACGUGAGGAGUAUGGUGAUGAUCCUGAGAAAAAAUCCAAAUUCCAGGCUUCAAUGGACUCUUUUUCUGACUAUUUUGGAAAACUGGUUGUUGAAAAAAACAUGGAACCAUUUGUCAGUGGCAAUGAGGUUCACAUACCUCUCACAACAAUCUUUUCUUUUCCCAAAGUGAAUCGACUUUGUGGUACCUUUGAGAAGUUACGCAAGCUUAUUGCGGGCAAGGUCACACUGAGCAGUGAUGGUUCUGCUGUGAUGUUCAAUAUUGAACAUGAUAAUGAAGAGAAUUAGAUAGAUUUCUCACACUAAGUUCAGUUAAAGUAAUGAAAGUGUUUUUUUUUAGAAGCUGUCAAAUUGUAUGUUCUGUAUGCUAACUAGACCACAAAAUCUUUUCUAAAGUUCCAUCAGUGGUAUUUGUCUGUCAGCACCUCUCACUGAGUGAAGGUGAGUGCUUUUGACAAAGGUAACAGUAACUCAUAGGGGCUUCAAGUACUGUAUCAUGGGCUAAAAGGAAAUAAUUCCGUCCCAAGAAGAGAAUUAAAUAUUUCUGUUUGCUUUCUAUUGCUUUAUUGUAGCUAUCAUUACUAGAUUAUUUCUGGUAGUCUCUUGUUAGCUUCAAGGAUAGUUUGUGUUACCAUCUACUGUGUUGUGCUGAAUAAUGUGAGUCAGAUGUAAGUUUAGAGCAAGUUUUUUCUUAAUUUCUAUAAAAUUUAUAGAUGUCUUUUCAAGAUGAGUACAUACUCAGCCUCGAUGAAAACCAAAUGUUAUUCCAGCUGAAUUAUGAAACUGGCAUAUUUGUUCUGUUUUUGAAAAAAAAAAAUUAAAAAAUUAAAGAACUGCAGUAAUUGUAAAUGCUAA